This is a messenger RNA of Peromyscus californicus insignis, 11017 nucleotides long. RefSeq names its product synaptotagmin 14 (gene Syt14). Bases 614 to 3157 code for a protein of 847 amino acids. The transcript is spliced from 11 exons. The record is from RefSeq and is a predicted model, not a curated record. Lineage: Eukaryota; Metazoa; Chordata; Mammalia; Rodentia; Cricetidae.
GGUUCCGCUUCCUGCGCUGCCUGCUCCGGAGCUCCGACCCCACCCCGCCGCCCCGCCCCGGCUCCCCGAGGCCCAGCAGCCUGGCCCCGGGGCGAUCCCGCCCCUCUCGGCCGAGGCCUAGGCGCCUCCUCCCGCACCCCCCACCCCCGCGCUCUCCGUGCUGUUGGUGCGGUCCAUGGCGAGCGCAUCAUGGCGAUCGAAGGUGGAGAGAGAACCUGUGGAGUACAUGAACUUAUCUGUAUUAGAAAAGACAUGUCUGCUCCUGGCAGCACCAGUCUACUUCAGAGAAGAUGAUGAGCAUUGAAGAAACUCCAUAUGGAGUUUACUUUCAUUGUGGCAAAAAUUAGCCACUGGGCAAGAAAUUGCCCUUGCCUCAACUGCUGACAGUAUGCUGUCCAAAAUGGACAAUCAGGACACGAAACAAAGACAAGUCUCUCCAGAGGCAGUUGGAUUUUUGUCAGCGGUUGGGGUGUUUAUUGUCUUGAUGCUGCUCCUUUUUCUCUAUAUUAAUAAGAAGUUCUGUUUUGAAAAUGUUGGAGGGUUUCCAGAUCUUGGUUCAGGAUACAACACACAGAAGAAUUCACAAGAUAAAAUGUGAACAAGGAACUGGAAAAUGGCAUUUUUCAAAAGUUUUCAGCAGAAUCUACCUUCAGUGUCCUCCCUGGUAGACACAAUCAGUAGUGCUGUAGAAGAUUUGAGCACUGCAGUUGGGGAAGUCAGCUAUGCAUUAACUGACUCAGUUGCUGGGCAGGUAGCAAGUAUGAUGCAUGGCUUGUGCCCAGAGGAGGAAAGUUGCACAGCAGAAGAGGCUGCAGGGUCUUCUAGAGCCAACAGUGCUUGUCAGAAAACACAGUCUGAUAUAGAGCACAAAGCAAAGCAAAUAACCUGUUGUGACACUUCAGCUCCACCAAAGCAAGACCAAGAAACGCAUGAACAGGGAUAUUAUAUGCGUGAUGGGCAGUGGACACCCUCAGAAUACACAGAAACUGGAGAGGCUGGUAGCUCUGCUUUGCAAGGCUUCAUGAAUGAUGGGAUGUCAGCUGUCAAGCAGAAAGUGGGGGAUGCACCCACGGGUCAUGAACUGGAACAUCCUGACAAAGGUGAGAUAGCUGGAGUAGGAAGCUCCAGGAAUGAUCAGAAUGCUUUAAAGGAGGUAAGUUAUCUAGAAGUGAAAGGACGUCUGAACCCCAGUGGACAAAAUGUUGUGGCUGAGCAGAAGUACGUGGCUACAGGUGACUCUAAAGGCAGACUGCAGCAUGUGCCUGUGGGAAGAGAGCAAGAAAAAUCAGGGAACGUCACUAAAAGUAAACAUCUUCCUAAUGUCGAGCAUUCUGAUCACUUACAAAAAGCGAAAAAACAUAGUAAACGUGAUGGAGUCAAAGGGAAUGAAUGUUCAGGAAACGAAUGUUCUCCAGAAGAUAACACAAGAAACCAUAGACACAAGGCGCAGAAAUCCAUUGUGAAGGAAUACACACGUUCAGCUCCAUCAACAAAUUAUAAAAUUAAGUUUCCUGGGAAAAUCAGAGAAAAAAUAAAUCCAACAAAAUCCUACAAAGUGAAAGGAGACAUAAAAACAAAGAAAAAUGAAGCUAAUUCUGCUAAGAGAGGAACAGCCAAGAGUAAAGUUGGCAAAUAUUCUAAGAUAUUACCAGAAAAAGAUAAUUCCUACAUGGACAGAGAUGAGCCUGGUUCAUCCUCUGAAAGUGAAGAUGAAGCGCUGGGUAAAUAUCAUGAGGCCUUAUCCAGAACACACACUUCCAGGUGGCCAUUGGUGGAUUCUAGACAAAAGAACUAUGCCUGGGAAACAAGGCAAAAAUACAGCCCUUUGUCUGCAGAGUAUGAUGGGUACAGCAGUGAAGCAUCCAUAGAGGACGGAAACUGCAUUCAGAGAAUGAGAAGGACACCUCCAUUGGAUGAGCUGCAGCCACCACCUUACCAAGACGAUAGUGGUUCUCCUCACCUCUCAUGCACACCCUCUGAAAUCGGGGAUGGGAAGUGUGAAAUUUCCCACUGCAGCAACAGCCCACGGUGUUCUUUCAACAAGUGCCCCAGUGAAGGAAGCACAGGACACGAGGCAGAGAGUUUUCACAAUAAAGGAUAUGAAGAUGAUGUCCCUAGUGACAGCACCGCAGUCCUCAGCCCUGAAGACAUGUCAGCUCAAGGAUCCUCCUCACAGCUUCCUAAACCUUUUGAUCCAGAGCCAGAAGCUAAAUAUGGCACACUGGAUGUGACUUUUGACUAUGACUCACAAAGACAGAAGCUUCUGGUAACGGUGACAGCUGUCACAGACAUUCCAACAUAUAACAGGACAGGUGGCAACUCGUGGCAGGUACAUCUUGUUCUUCUACCUAUAAAGAAACAGAGAGCCAAAACCAGCAUCCAGAGAGGACCAUGCCCUGUCUUCACAGAAACAUUCAAAUUUAACCACGUUGAAUCGGAGAUGAUCGGAAACUAUGCAGUUAGGUUUAGACUGUAUGGUGUCCAUCGUAUGAAGAAAGAAAAGAUUGUGGGGGAAAAGAUUUUUUAUUUAACAAAAUUGAAUCUUCAAGGGAAAAUGUCAUUACCGGUGAUACUGGAACCUUCUUACAAUCCUUCUGGCUGUGACUCACAGGUGAGCUUGUCAGAGGUCUCCUGUGGUGAAAGCACAUCCUCCUGUCAAUCUCUGGAGCAUGGCUCCGUUCCAGAGAUCCUUAUUGGACUCCUUUACAACGCCACCACUGGAAGACUGUCUGCAGAAGUCAUCAAAGGCAGCCACUUCAAAAACCUGGCAGCAAACAGACCACCCAAUGGACUGUUCUGUUGUCUAAAACACUUGAUAGGUGGACAGGUUUAUAUAAUCCGAGAUACAUAUGUUAAGUUAACACUGCUGAAUUCCAUGGGCCAAGAGAUGUCCAAAUGCAAGACAUCCACCCGCAGAGGGCAGCCAAACCCGGUGUACAAGGAAACUUUUGUUUUUCAAGUGGCCUUGUUUCAACUUUCCGAUGUGACUCUGAUACUGUCUGUGUAUAACAAGCGCAGCAUGAAAAGAAAGGAGAUGAUAGGCUGGAUUUCCUUAGGUCUGAACAGCUCUGGGGAGGAGGAGCUCCGACACUGGACUGCAAUGAAGGAGUCCAAGGGACAACAAGUGUGCAGGUGGCAUGCCCUGCUGGAGUCCUGAGGAAGGCAGCUGUAAGCCAGUACUGCUGUUGUUUCCUGGUCGCCAUCAGAAGAGCCAUCCCUGGAGAGUCCUGUCAGCAUCCUGCCACAGUGCUUCACCCUUGCAAAAGGAAGGACCGUCCAGUGCUGAGCUGAGGGGGGGAGGUAUCAGUAGUGCUCAGCAGUCCUCCAGAGACUGAACAACAGCUUUUGAUUCAAAGUUUAUUUAGUGAAAGAGCUAGGAAUCUCAUGGAGAUUGUGAUUUUAAAACCAGAAAUUCCAUUGCAGCAGUAUGUAUCAUCACCCACAUGCUAUCCACAAAGCAUUAUGAUGGCCAGUCCUUGGGCAGAUCUCAGUGAUCACAGUCAUAUCUCAAGGUCAUUCACACUGAUGACAGUUUCAUUGCAGAUGUGUUCUCUGUGCCUCAGCCUUUCUCUAUAGUUCUAAACCCAAGUGCAAAAUUCUCUGAAGGGAAGUGUAAGGCUGGUUUCUUUGAAGUUUAUUUCUUUAUUUCCUUCUUUUUUCUGAUCCAAAGAGACCAUGUCCCGUUGGUCCCUUAUAAACUUUUCUGACUGUACUGCAGAAACUUUAUGUUCAAGCCCUUUGUACACUAUGUGUUCUAGUGUAGAAAAUGGUAGAGCAAAGCUCUCGUUUGGAAUUGCUUUCAGUGGUCAGUCUUUACAGCUGUGUGAAGUGGCAGACACUGUAGAUAGCUGUUGAAAAUGGAAGACAUUCUAGUUAAAAGGAAUUUUGACUAUCUGUUCCAAGUGUCCAGUCUUCAACAGGAGUAAAGCAGGUAGCACCAAAACAGAAGCUCCUGGAGUCCUCACUCACUACCAUUUCUUUGUGGUUCUCAGCUUUAAUCCAGUUAAGAUCAUUCUGGAAUCCCUUGUGCUCUAGUGAUUUGUGUUGUGUUUUGUGACGUCUUCAUCGUGAUGUCACUCUGUGCCUUUUCAUGCAAGUUGACCUUGCUUACGCAGCUGGGAAGCCGUAUUUGCAAAUUUGGACUUCAGCACUCAUAGAUGUGAAGGUCCUUGGCAAUACCAUGUCGUUACCCCACUCUGCAGCGUGUGAGGCUGUGCACUGUGCUGGCCUACAUGUGACUGAGCAUUUUCCUGUCUUGUUUUCAUAUUUAGAAACCAUAGGCCAAUUGGAUAUAAUUAUAAGCUAUUUUCUUCUAAUUUUUCUUCUUACCUAACAUAAAAUUCUAUGCAUAUACUGUACUAGAGUAUGUUUGUGUACAUAAAAUUAUUUUCUUUUUGCUCUUUCUCAUUUCUAGUUAAACUAGACAAAAAUGUAUUAUUUACCAAUUAGUGAAAAGCUGUAUCAUGGUUCCAAUCCCAGCUGAGCACUCUGGACUGUUACUGUGAACUAGAACUCAUCAGUACCAUACUAGCAGAGCCACAUACUGAUUUAUUAAAAUGUGGCAGUAUGAAAGGCCUUAAAAACACACACACACACACACACACACACACACACACACACACACACACACGACCGUGAACUUCUACAUUUUUAGCUUAAAAGAAGGCACCUCUAUGCUUUCAAACACAGCAUUUUAAGAGGAAAAAAAUACAAAUAGGAAAUGUGGAGUUAGUUUAAAAGCAGAAAUUUCAGAGCCCAGCAUGGUGGCUCAUCUCUAUAAUCCUAGCACUUGGGAGGCUGAGGCAGAAGGAUUGCUGUGAGUUUGAGGCUAGCCUGGGCUAUGUAGUUCCAGACCAUCCUGGACUACAGAGUGAAAAAAAAAGUUGCAUUCAAAAGAAAGUGUCAGGGCUGGGGAGUUGGCUCAGCCAAUUAAAGGCUAGGUUCACAACCAAAAAUUUAAAAAAAAAAAGUCCUUCUAUCAUUCUAUUAGUGAGCUUCCCAGGAUUGGUUUUUGGUUUAGUUGUUGUUGUUGUUUUAAAUAAAGUGAGUCAGGUUAGAAAUUAAACCAUGAACAAGAAGCAAAAUAGUUCUUUUUUUAAGUUAUUGAAUGAAGAACAUAGUAAGGCAAAAUGUGAAGAAGGCUAUAGAUUACACUGAAGAUUGGGUACAGGCAUUCCAUGCUACAGGGAGCUUUUGCUGGCUUUGAAACAAUCACCUGCAUGGCUAACAACUGCUGUCUUCCUAAUAAAGUCACUGGUCUUCUUUGUAACAAAGUUCAGUUGGACACUAUAAAACCAGCUUGGUGCUUUCACUGUGUGGAGAGGAAAACCUGUUGUUUGUUAAACCUCCUUUCUGGAGACUGCCCAGAACUGUGUGUACCCCCAAAGAUCCUCAGGGGUGUCUGGUGUAAGUGUCACUCCAUGUAUGGCCUGGAAAUGAUUUCAGUCUUUUUUUAACAUCAGGAACAGCCCUCCCUCCAUCCCUUUUUCCAAGUCCUCAAUGAUUAUAAAUUGUGUGUGUGCACAUAACUACAUACACAACAUAACAUGCUGUGUACAUGCAAAGGUGAAGGUGCCUUGCCUUUUCACAUAACUGAAUAGAAAGGCAUUUCUCCAGGUCAUGGAUUGCUUUUUUCUCCUUUGUAAAAUUUCUGAAUGUGAUAUUAGGUUUGGAGCUAGAUGCUGCCAUUCUGCCACAUAUACACAAAUAUGCAUCCUUUUCUCUCCUGUGACUUAACACAAAUACUUCCCAAAUUAUCUGGGCCACAGAUGUUGACUUGGGAACUUGAAAAUGACAGUCUACACUCUUACUGUUUGGCUAAAAUCAAAUGAAAUGUCCAGACUCAACAGUUGACUGGAAUAUGGGGUAUUCUCAGCCUCCCCAAUGUGGCUGUUGAUUGCUGUCCAGGAGUACAGUAUUGUUUGAUCUCUCAGAAGCUUCUGUAAUUUUGGAGCCUAAGUACCAGCUGCCUUUGAUUUGAAAUACGAUUGCAUAUUAUCUCAUUGCACAUUGGUGAAUUCUCAGUAGUGUUGUGUUCACUAACAAAAGUAAUUCAUUAGACCAUGUUUUAAGAAAAAGAAAAAAUACUUAAACUGUCUGGAUGACUAUGCUGCUGCUGUGAAGUUGGGUGUUGGUGUGGGGGGGUGUCUGAUCUGAUCUGUGCAAAACACAGCUCUGUGUGUUACAUUACUGGUUCCUCCCUGAGUUGGGAGCAUGACCAGUGCUUGAGAAUCUGACUUGCAUCAAUAGGCAAGCAGAAACAGAGUCCAGGCUGUUCUUGACAAUGAGGAAUACAAAUGAUAUCACAGCUUUUUGAGGAAACUAAGAAAUAGGUGAGCUUUUGAAGUAUAAGUGGUAGAAGGCCAGUGGUCACCAACCGGUUUCUCAAAAUCCUUGUUCAAGUAUCAAUAGACAGGACACAAAGUUCAUUUGCAGAAAGCUGCCAUUUAGCUCCAUAGACUGGAGAAUUCAUAGAAAAAAAUGGCAUUGCUAGUUGUUAUAAGUUUCUUUGUCUUACUUUCUUUAUAAUCCAUUUCUUCCUCUUCAUCUGUCAGUUGAAAGUGGCCAUCUGUGUCAUUGUCACCAGCCAGUCUGAUACUGAAAGAAGGUGAGGCAUGCAGUAAAGCACUUAAAACAUCACUUGUGCCCUCCAAAGCUGCAAUACUGAUGAUGGUUACGGCUACCACUUAGUAAGGAACUGAGACAAUAAUGUAUUGUUUUAUUUGACUGUCACAACUUGUAAGAGGCAAGUAACAUCACCAGUGGUUUUUUUUUUUUUUUUUUUUUUGUUUUUGUUUUUGGUUUUUCGAGACAGGAUUUCUCUGUGUAGCUUUGCGCCUUUUCCUGGAACUCACUUGGUAGCCCAGGCUGGCCUCGAACUCACAGAGAUCCGCCUGGCUCUGCCUCCCGAGUGCUGGGAUUAAAGGCGUGCGCCACCACCGCCCGGCUCACCAGUGUUUUUAUCUGUGAAGAAGCUAUUGUCUGGAGAAGCCGAGCUGUCCCCCUAAGGGUGCCCCUCUUUUAAGUAAACCACAGUAGAACUGGGAUCACUCCAAGCCCACUCAUGCACAUUGCAUCUUCACCCUCUUUAUCAUGGGUGAAAAGAGCAGCAUUGUACUGGGCAAGUCCUGCACAGCUUAUCUGAAUGGCAGAGAUAAGAGUAGAGCUUAGAAAGCAAAAAGACAGUCGAGGAGGCUUGCCCUCUCAGGACACAAAUGGUACUUUGGUAUCAUAAUUGGGGUGAUUUUUAUUUUUAAGGACUUGAGAUUUGUACAGUGUCUACAUUGUACUUGAUUCUGAAAAUAUAUUAAUUCAGUUGUUCUUCUUGACCAAGGUAUUUUCAUUAUCUAUAUACACCUUUCUACCCUGUGAAAUGACAGACUAUCUACUAACCUGUCAUAUCAGAGUAGAGGAGAGACUGCUGCCUUCCUGUGCACAUUCAUGUUCUUUUGUUAAAGUUCGUUAAUAUUAGACAAAACUCACACCUAGCUUCCCUCCCCUUCGUUGUUAGUAAUUGCUAUGUUCUAGAGACUUUAGGAGCCCAUUUGCUAAUAGGAGGCACACAGCAAAUGCUGGUGAAUGAAAUCUCUGGUAGAAUCAGCACUACAUUGUGAAAGUUUUCUGUUGUGAGCCUUGUUCACUGACUUGGUUUCCUUUUCUCCAUUUAGUAUAUAUGUAUAAGAAUCCCAGCUGUGUGCCAUGUGCUGUUGUAGGGGCUAUAAGUUGGAUGGACAAGUCUUCCCCCAUGAUCUUAUGUUCUCUUGAGACUGGCAUUGGAUGGUGUCUUUUCAUAAGAUACAAGGUGUAGAGAAAGGUGUGUGCAGGGCACUGGGGUUGAGUAGGAAAGUAAACUGUGGAUUCAGCAGUACUACUAGAAGAUGAGAAAACAUGGGUUGGACUCCCAGCAAACUCCCAAAAAACAACAGACAGUGGCUCCUAAUUUGUAAUGUACCUAAGAUUUCUCUCUAGGUUCUAUCUGGAGAUUCUGUUCCAUUUGGUGUAGAGGAAAGCCUAAGAGUCUAGGUCUGAAUGAGCUUCCCAGGAAAUCCUACCUGGGCAGUACUGGGAUAUAAUACUUUGUUUCUUAUCUGUAAUUAUUGGCAGCAGUUUCAGUACCCAGAGAUUAAGUCUUAGUGUGGAAGUGGUAAGAUUUGUAGUUUCCAGGUAAUUGUAAGGAAGCCAGCUUCUUGGGAAUGAAGAAUCUUAGGCCAUUGUAUCAUAUUCUCUCCUUCUGAUCUCUCUCAAGUUGCUUUAAGAAAAUGAUUUCCAAAACUACAGAACUGAAGCUAAUACCAUAAAGUUAGAGGAAGGCCUUUUUAAAGGUGAGGAUGACAUUUUGGCAGUUUGUUGGAUAAAUAACUGAGGAUACUGAUAUGUCCUGUAACGCACUGGCAUCUUUGACAAGUAUACUGACGUGGUAUUGAAGUGUUAUUUCGAGCACAGAUAGAAAUGUGCCCCAAAUAGUUUGAGUUUACCAAGAGAAAAACUAUAGUAGUAAUGUAGUUUAAAACUUUAUUUAUUCUGUUUCUACAUAGUUUUAUUACAAUAACUUUCUGGUGAAAACAGUACAGCAAUUCUGAGGCACUUUCAAGCUGAUACAGAGGGGACAGCUUUUGCCUUAGCUGGCAGUGACUGCCAUGUCCCAGCAAGUUGGCUGGACUUGUACCUGACUUCCGAAAUAAGAUAGUGUAUCAGAACUGUACCCAGUGCUUGAGUUAUGAAUUUUAAGAGUCUGAUAAGUGUUGGGACCUAGUCUUUUUCUAAAACUCAAGAGGUUCAUCACUGCUUGGUACUUCUGCCCUGGGACUUUGCUUCUCAAAAUAAUGUAAUUUUUAUAGAAAAAAACUCAAUCAGUGGAUCUUUUUACUCAGUAUCCCCUCUCUUUCUUCCUCCCCUUUCUUUCUUUCAGUUUUUGAGGCAAGAAGCUUCCUUAAUAGUCUAGUUUCUACGGAGCUUUCUUACUUAUUUUUCUAAUAAUAGGUGUAACCGAAUGAUGACAUUUAACUGCUCUGUGAGCAGAAUUGUCUCAACCAACCUGAAGAAGUGUGCUGCCUAUUGGUGUUUCCUUUGGUCUCAGCUGUCUCUAACACGUUUGCUAGUGACUCUCACCCAUGAGUGAACUUCGCUCAUGUACAUAGUAUGUCCAUGUGGUCGGUCAUCAACAGUGUUGUGUUGUUGUCACAUAUUUAUAUGCACUUGAUCAAAAAUAGAAGCUGACAACUGUGUGAGCCAUCAUUUUGUAGAGUGAACGGCUGAACCACCUUCGUGUCGCUGGAGUUGCGCUGUGCGUCCGUUGCCUUUAACUCUCAUACCUUCUUUUGUACUCUCUACACCGACUAUCGCGGUGCCUUUUUCCUUUUGUAUAAUUGUAUUACAUAAAGAAAUUGCUGACUUGUGUGUAAAAAUGUUAAAAUUACACCAGUCCAAGGAGAUUUUAAUGGCAGUUCAAUUUUCCAGAGAAUAAAUUUUUGUGUGCAUUAAAAGUUACUUUUCUUCACAUUUAUGUAAAAAAAAAAAAGUGUUCCAGUUUUAGCACUCUCAUGGAAGGAUAAACAUCCCACUUCUCCUAUGAUAAUACAUAAAACUCAUCCCAAAUUCUCACUCCCAUCCAAGUGUUAAUGUGACUGUUAGGCAGAAUGGGCUAAUGUCAGUUACAUACAUAAGUGGGUCUGUGUGUCCCCAAGAUCAGGUUUGAAAAGAAUCACAUAUGCUAUCAAAUACUGUUGCCAAAAUAUUUGGAUCAUAUUUUUUUCACUGUGAGUCAAAUCUGACCUCUAAAGAAAAGAAGACUCUAGGCAAACAUUUUAAAAUGAUUCCUUGAAAGUUGUUAUAAAUCAAGAAUGGAAUAAGUGCUUUAACGGGCUGGACUCCUCAGCUGGAAUGUGGCAUGGAUCCCAUUACCCAGCUUUGUCUUUCCUUGGCUGUGAGCCUGUCAUUGGAUUCCUGUUAACAAGUCCUUUUUCUAAAAGCAGCAGUAUAAAGUAUAUUGUCUACCACAGACCUUGUGUUUAGGUUCUUUACAUGCUACAUUACCGAGUCUGUUUUGUUUCCAGGAGGAUAACAACCGGCUUAACAAACACACAAGCAUUUGGUGCUUCAGUCUGACAGAAAUUCAAGUUGCUCCAUCACCUCAUUUCUGUUUGAUUGUCUUUGAAUCCUGAGUUCCAUCAAUUGACCAGCCUUUCCUUUUUUUUUUCUUUUCCUUUUUUUUUUUUUUUAAGAUUUAUUAAUUAUGUAUACAGCAUGUAAGACUACAGGCCAGAAGAGGGCACCAGAUCUCAUUACAGAUGGUUGUGAGCCACCAUGUGGUUGCUGGGAAUUGAACUCAGGACCUCUGGAAGAGCAGUCAGUGCUCUUAACCUCUGAGCCAUCUCUCCGGCCCCAGCCUUUCUUUUUUCUUUGACAUUUUGAGAUAGUGGAGCACCAAUACCUACUAGGUCUGGUUUCUUUCUUUUUUUUUUUUUUUUUUUUUUGUAAGGAAUCAUCUCUGUUAAACACAAUGGAAAAUCAUUUCUGCACAAAACAAAUGUAUUCAUAACAUGCUCUUCAGCCACAGCAAAGUACUUUGUAUCUUUUCCUAGUAUCCACUGAUUAAUUCUCCCACCCCAAAGAUUUGCUUAUCAAUGUUCUAAAAAAAAAAAAGUUUCUGAAUUCUAACAAUGCCUCAAUUAGGGAUGAUUUAUUAGUUAUUUGGUACUUGAAAAAAUAUGCGUAUGGGUCAUGACUUCUUGUUUUCAGAGAAUUACAAUUGAUAAAAGGUGAAAUUCCAGCAGAAAAUUGGCACUUCUGCGAUCUUGCUAGAAAGUCGGUAAGUUAUCAUUUUCUGCUAUUAAAAGAUACAUUUAUCAUCAUAAUAUGUUAUUCUAAAGGUUACAUUUUAAUUGCAAGUUGCUUGUAACUUCUUUGACCUCCAGCAUGCCACACAAUAUUUAAAUCAACUCUUCAUUCCCAAGAUUAUCCAAAUAUUCCAUAAUGUUUCUUAUUUGAAAAUAAAGUCAUUGCUAACUUUAAAUUAUGA